AUGGACCGCUUAAAACGACAACGGGCCCCCGUACGCGCCAGGGUCACAAGGCUAACCGACGAGAUCAAGGACUUCCUGGAUUCGACAAGCCCCUCUCGCCAAGAUCUAGAGCUCAAGCUUUCUCUUCUCACCGACAAGGCGGCUAUACUCGUAGGUAUGGAUAGCCAGAUUGCAGCCCUUGUGGACGAUGACGAAAUUGAUACCGAAGCGGAAGGAUGUGACCAGUAUCUCGAGCUUAUUGCCGAUGCUACCCUCAGGGCGAAGCGCCAUCUCUCGAACACGAGUCUUCCAACGACUAACAACGCUCGCCAACCCCUAAUCCAAAGCAACACGGCAUUACAAUUGUCCACUAACGUGCCACGAUUACCAAAGCUCCAAAUUGAACCCUUUACUGGGGAACUGUCAUCUUGGCAGUCCUUCUGGGACCAAUUCAGUUCUGGAGUCCAUCAGAAUCCAACCUUAUCAGUUAUUGCAAGAUUCCAGUAUUUGAGAUCUCUAGUCAAAGGGAAGGCAGACCUCGCAAUUAAAGGUCUUGAUCUCACUGUGGAGAAUUAUCCUACGGCCAUCCAAAUUCUUCAUCAGCAGUUUGGAAAUCCCGAUCGUCUGAUAUCAGAACACAUGACUCAUCACCAACGCACCUUCAUCCGAAAGGAUGUCUCUGCCAAACUCCACUGUUCUACGUCGGGCUACGAAGAGCUCACUAUAUUUGCUUUAGGACGUCGCGCCAACAACGAAAACGUAUCACGUCGUGUCAAGGUUGCCUUGACAUCACCUUUAAGCGCGCAGUCUUUAGAGCUCGAAGCACUCGAGAUUGAGGACUUGUGCAUGGGAAGUCUCCCAAUUCCCGAUGGAAAUCUCAUUAAGGAACUCUCUCAAUCAAACAUGACAUUGGCAGACGACACUGUUCAUCGCCUCGAAAUACCAGGAAUUUCAAUCCUUAUAGGAUGCGACUACUACUGGAGCGUCGUAACAGGAAAGGUUCGCAAGCUUCGCAGAGGUCUAGUCGCCGUGGAAACUAUCUUCGGCUGGGUCCUACAAGGCCCUGCUCCGUCGAACCACGAACCUCAUGCCCAAGUGGCUCAUGCAUUACAUGUACAGGCGACAGACGUUAACAUAAGUCAGGAGUUGCGACGGUUUUGGGAUGUUGAACAUCUUGGGAUUGAGGAGAUAUCUUGCCCCGCCAGACCUCAAGAGGACCCUGUUCUUCAGCAAUUCGCCGCGACAACCCGGUUAUCCGAACAACGAUACACUGUUCGUCUUCCAUGGAAGGGGAGCAAGAAGACUCUGUCUGAUAACCAGUCGCUGGCUCUGAAACGACUUAACGUCCUAACCAGGAAACUCCGUCAAAGUAAAGCCCUUCUCGAGACAUAUGACAGAACUAUUCGACAAUACAUUAACCUAGACCAUGCAGAACGGGUAAACCCUUCGUCCCUCGUCUCUCAAGCAUAUUACAUGCCCCACCAUGCCGUAAUACGCGAAGAUCGGGAGACUACAAAAGUGAGGAUUGUCUUUGACAUUAGCUCAAAGGGACCAGGAUCACAAUCCUUGAACGAUCUCCUCGCCUCAGGACCAAACCUCAAUCCGGACAUGUUGCGGCUUCUGCUCAGCUUCCGCUCUAAAAGGGUCGCCAUCGUUGCGGACAUAGAGAAGGCUUUCCUCCAGAUCUUCCUCGACAAACAAGACCGGGAUUACCUUCGCUUCUUCUGGUAUAAGGUGGCACCUACAGUAGACGGAGAUCUCCCUCCCCUUGAAGUAUGGCGCAUGACAAGAGUGCCGUUCGGCGCCACAUGCAGCACUUUUCUUCUGGCCGCCACAAUUCAACAUCACCUACAGUCUCUAGCCUUGGAGUUCCCUUGGGCAACCGGCAAGCUGAAAGAUAACUUCUAUGUCGACGAUCUUGUUACUGGCGCAGACGAUUACCCUCAAGCUCUGCAGUUGUUCAAAGAAACUAUUCAAAUUUUCGAUAAGGCAGGUCUACCAGUUCGCAAGUGGCUCACCAACGAACCUGCACUUCAGAAACAGUUCGAAGAGCAAGGUUUAAGCCGUGCUACGACACUUUCUGUUAACGUCUUAGGAGUUACUUGGUGCACCACGACCGAUGACCUAUGCUGUGCUCUGUCUUCCGUAUCCGAGUUCCUGAAGUCUAGCCCAUGCACAAAGCGACAGGUGUUGCGCGCCGUAUCUCGCAUAUUUGACCCAUUUGGAUUCUUGGUGCCAUUCACUAUAUCUGCCAAGAUUCUUUUCCAGCGCCUAUGGGAGGAAAAGGCUUCAUGGGAUACACAACUUCAACCGGAACACUCAACCGCAUGGCAAGGGUGGUGUUCAGAAAUACCGAAGCUUCAAAACUUCUCGGUACCCCGACUUUUGGAUCCUGAUGUCUCUACGAACUUCGAAAGUUUUGACCUUCAUACAUUUUGCGAUGCAAGCCCCUUGGCUUACGGAGCAGUCGUCUACCUCCGUAACCCGGAUACAACACGCACCUCGUUCGUCGUUGCCAAAUCUAGAGUGGCACCUUUAAAGCGACAGACUCUUCCGAGACUAGAACUUCUCGCCGCCUUACUAUCCUCAAGACUAAUCCAGACUGCGUCAGCAGUUUUUAACAUUCCCCGCUCUCAAUGUCACGCCUGGACCGAUUCCAUGAUUGCUCUAUCGUGGAUUCGGACAACGCCAACAAAUCUCCCCCCAUUUAUCAGCAAUCGUGUCAUAGAGAUCCAGCGUUAUGUAUCUCCAGACCUUUGGAGGCAUUGUCCCGGGCAUCAGAACCCUGCUGAUUUGUUAUCGCGAGGAAUUACAGCCACCCAGCUUCUGCGGAACCAGGCGUGGCUCUCUGGACCUCAAUGGCUUCAUGAACCUCCUGCCCUCUGGCCUCCGGAACCUUCCUCACUCGGCUCAUCAACUCAGAGUUUAGAGCCUCUUUGCUCAUGGCUCAUGUCCUGA
Messenger RNA from Ornithodoros turicata, 2937 nucleotides. RefSeq lists its product as uncharacterized. The record is from RefSeq and is a predicted model, not a curated record. Bases 1 to 2937 code for a protein of 978 amino acids. The transcript has 2 exons. NCBI's taxonomy places the organism in Eukaryota, Metazoa, Arthropoda, Arachnida, Ixodida, Argasidae.